Messenger RNA from Gambusia affinis (western mosquitofish), 6469 nucleotides. It is a transcript of the gene st6gal2a, whose product is annotated as ST6 beta-galactosamide alpha-2,6-sialyltranferase 2a. The record is from RefSeq and is a predicted model, not a curated record. Gene Ontology annotation, molecular function: sialyltransferase activity. The transcript is spliced from 7 exons. NCBI's taxonomy places the organism in Eukaryota, Metazoa, Chordata, Actinopteri, Cyprinodontiformes, Poeciliidae. The coding region runs from base 439 to 2067 and encodes 542 amino acids.
UUUAUUUUAUUUAAUUUUUUUGUUUUCCUUCCAUCCUUUCCCUUCCCUUCGAGCUACCUCGGUGCUUGGCAGGAAACAAAAAUGUCUCUCUCUGACUCCGCCUCUUUAAGAAAAAAUCGGAUGUGGAUGUGAGAGAGAGAAAAAGGGCAGCAACAAUGUGACAGACAACACAGCCGCUCGGCUCGGAGUUGUAGUGGAUAUCAGCUCAGUGAACGGAGGGAGGGCAGAGGCGAGCCAAGCCGAGCCGCAUGCUCGCUGUGCAACAAGGCGUACGGGAGCGGAAUAAUGAAGCGGCGGCCAGCAGCAUCCAGACAGCAGCGAGGUGGCGUUUAGGGUCCUGUUUGAGUCGGACACAUAACAGACUCAUGGGCAGGAAGAAAUAAAGGCAUCGGUUCAGCCCCUCCCUAGCUGACCUGUCCUGGCUGUGGGGAUUUGUUGAUGUCGGGCCAGCUCCACGGGUGUCUAUGUGAGCGAAGGGUAAUGAAGUCCAGCAUGAAGCAGUGGCGGAAGCUGUUGUUGGUGGCCAUGCUGGUCUGGGUCCUGGUCUUUCUUGCUCUGCUCUCCUACUUCCUGGAUGCCCGUGGGGAUGAGUCUCUGACCUCUGUUGGCUCUUUACUCUACCAGCAUCCUGACACAAGGCGGCUGGCCUCCAUACAAGCCUCCAAUCAGCAGCAUGGAUUUGGUUUAAGGCCUGAACUGGCUUUGCAAUUAACUACAACACAUCUCGGAGACAAACCGGGACCAAAACCUUCCACCAGCUCCAUAACCACAGAGACCAGCAUGGAGGCAAGCCAGAGCCCUUACUUGACUUACGGUAGCCAGGAGGCGGGUCGCCAAGAUUAUCUGGACCCACAGAGCCUGGCUGCCUGGUCCUCCUUUGGUACAGAGAACGUGGGCUCUCAUUCAGACCCUGCAGUCCAGAGUCGUGAGAGAAUGAACCAGGUCAGUGCCCCUCAAUACAACGGCGGUGAGGAUGAAGAGGAAGUUAGAGAAGAUCAAGAUCUUGAGCACAAAGGUAGGACUCCAGAAGACGGGAGAACUGGUGGAGACUCUUCUGACGUGGACGAUUACCACUUCUCCCGAUCUGCCUCUGUGGUGCAGAGGCUGUGGAAGGGCCGUGUGUCCGCCGGCAUGCUGAGUCCCCGACUGCAGCGCGCCAUGAAGGACUACAUGAGCGCAAACAAACAUCACGUUUUCUACAACGGACAUCGGAAAGAUUCUCAGAGCGCCAAAGAGUUGCUGUGUCAAAUGAAAACCCAGGCUCAGCUGAAAACAGUGGAUGGGUUGGAGGAGCCCUUCUCCUCGCUUGGCUGGGCCGACUUUGUGCCAUCCCAUCCGCUGGAGCAGCUGAACAAACAGCAACAGGGCAGGAGUGGCUUCAAAAGCUGUGCAGUGGUCACCUCUGCUGGCGCCAUCCUGCGCUCCAGACUGGGCAAGGAAAUAGACGCUCAUGAUGCAGUUUUGCGGUUCAACGCGGCCCCUACAGAGGGAUAUGAGAAUGAUGUGGGAAACAAAACUACCAUCCGCAUCAUCAACUCACAGAUUUUGGCGAAUCCCAAUUUUGACUUCAACACGAGCUCCAUCUAUAAGAAUAUAACGCUGGUGGCCUGGGAUCCUGCACCUUACAAUGCUAACUUGCAUCAGUGGUAUGCCACUCCGGACUACAACCUGUUUGGUCCGUACAUAGAUCAGCGUAAGGCCCACCCCGACCAGCCCUUCUAUAUCCUUCACCCCAGCUACGUGUGGCGACUGUGGGAUGUGAUUCAGAGCAACACUCAGGAGAACAUCCAGCCCAAUCCCCCCUCCUCUGGCUUCAUAGGCAUUCUCCUGAUGAUGGCGCUGUGUGAGCAGGUGCACGUGUACGAGUACAUUCCCUCCCUGAGGCAGUCUGACCUGUGCCACUACCACGAGCAUUACUACGAUGCUGCCUGUACACUAGGCGCCUAUCACCCCCUCCUCUACGAGAAGAUCCUGAUCCAGCGCAUCAACACGGGGCCCGAGAGCGACCUCCGGAGGAAGGGACGCGCAACUCUUCCGGGCUUCAGCACCAUCGACUGUGGCAUUUGAAAUAUAAAACUCUCUGAGCCUGAAAGUCAAAUAAAAAUAAAAAACUGCAUACACUGGUCUUUGAUGGUUGACCAAGGGAGAGUUGCAAUAAAGCCACAGCAGACAAGAAGAAUGAGGCUUACUCGUUUCCAAUUAGCCCCAGUAAGAGCAUAAGCCAUAGCCCUCCUGGGAGGGAUCAGCUCCGAUGUUGUCUAAAGACCUUGUCUUCUUUAAUAACAAUUUACUUGACCAGAGACUGGUCAGAGAGGUGAGACACAAAAACUCUGCUUUAGCUGAGCCACGUUAGCUGUGGAGCUGACUAGGGUAGCAACAAAUCGGUGUUUUAGGUAGAAAGUCAGUUUUUAAUAACAUGGUGUGCAUCAGUCGUAAAAAAAAAUUAAAUAAUAAAAAAAAAAAGUUUUGCAGUUUUAUGGGUGGUAAUCCACUUAAAGGAAAAGCCACAGUUUAUUACUUGAGAUUUCUUUUUUAACAAUCCAGAGUGGAGAGAGUGAAGCGAAGAGUCACUCUGAAUUUCAUAAAAGUCUCCGCACACUGCAGCAACAAAAAGAAUGUGCAGUUUUUGAAGACAGAUGAUCCACAUUACUGUACAUAUCUCCCAGCAGAAUCAGAAGCCGCUUCGAGUCGUCACCAGGGUGUUAGUUUCUGACUACUGAUGUUAUGAUUGGUCUAAAGUCACUGUUCUUUGCACGACGACUGACAGUCACCAGUCUGAUCACAGUUGAGGUUUUGUUUUUUUGUUUUUUUAGGAUGCACUCGUUUUGUAAAAAAAAAUGAACGUAAAUGGGGGCCAAAAAAAAUAAAACGGGUGCUGCGAACAGCCAUUACCCCGUGCCUGAUGGUCAGCCGAACACUUUCCUCGGGUUGCCUUGUCACUGUUUAGCUAAAUGCAGUACACUCUGCGGCAGGACUGCAUCGCCAUCCACUUUGAUUGUGAUGCUGUGUGGAACAGCGGUUUUUCCUGCAGUCAUAUACUUCUCAGCUCUGCCUCAACAAUCACCAGCCCCUCAGAUUUUAGUUUCUCCUUCUCUGCUCUCAUUUCACUGUUUAUUGAAUGUAUUUUUACCACUGCCUGCUUUGGCCAACCCUGUACUGGAGCUCACCUCUGCUGUACUGUCUGCAUACAUACGUCACAGGGAUAUUACUUUGGAUAAAGUGCAUUCCUUACAAUUAUACAUGGUUCAGAGUUGCAAUAUCCACCCCGGCUCAGAACAGAGACGGUUAAAAAUCCGGGAUUUUUGGCCAGCAGUGUCUCGGGAUUUACUUUGCCUCCAAGUUUUGAUUGUUUUAUGUUUGCAGUGAGCCGGUGCCACAUCUGGCGGUAGCUGUAGAGGUUUAAAGUCAGCACGGGAAUGAAGGCCUGAAAAUAUUUGGCUUGAGGGAAGUGUUUUAAUAAAUGUGAGCAAUCGGUAGUGGUUUGAUGAAAAAUUUAAAGUUGUUGCAUGUGAAGAAAGCGACUGCUGCAGUAGUGUAGAAAGUAAAAAGCUGCUUCUGGGUUUCGACUUGGGUUGGGUAUGUGUUUUCAAUCUUUAUUUUAUGAAAAAGGAUUAAGUACUUUUAAAAUCGAGUGCCAUUUUCACUUUUAGUGUUUUAUACAUGAUGUGUUAAUAUAAAUUAGCGAUUUUGCAAAUACUACGAGAAACUGCCAUGGUCGGUUUCUCGUAGUCCUUCUCCGCUCUCAUUUCACUGUUUAUUGAAUGUAUUUUUACCACUGCCUGCUUUGGCCAACCCCGAUUAAAACCAUCAGUUUCUUGUUGUGUAGAUGCUUUUUUUAUGUGGGACCUCAGCUGUCCAACAUACUCGAUUGGUUGUUUGGAAUUUGUAGGUUUAUCAUCUCCGUGUUCCGAGAUGUUGAUUCAGAGAAGUGUUUCUGGCAACAAGAAGUGUUGCCAGAAGUUAUGCUUAAAACUAAACAUAACUGUUUAGGUUUAAAGAUGAGAGAUUAUAACAAAAAUAAAGUGGAAUUAGCAUUUAGACUUUAAUCAAAUUCAAUAAAUAUAACAUUUAGAACAGAGACCAUGUUUUUUGCCUUUCAUAGUUCCAGCAUUGCACCACAGGUAGCUGCUGCUGCAAGUUGGAAAAGUUUGGCGGAGGAGGAAGAAAGCAAAGUUUUCAAGGGCCGUUGUAACAAGAAGGGGUGGAGGACAUGAGACGGAGAAAAAACUGGAAUAAGAGAACCAAUUUUGGCAUGUUUGCCAGAACAGAACAUACAGAUUGCUCAAGUUAUCCAUUAAUACAUGAAGAUGUAACAUUAAAUUCCCCUACUCUCCCUCUCCCUGCAUUGUGGAAAGAAAAAACUAAUCCUGACAAAAAAAAAAAAAAAAAAGAUUCCUAUUAAUGUCUUUCAGAGAGCAGCUCCUCUUAUGAAGCACAGUCCUUUUGGAAAUGGUUGCCAAGCACAAUUUCAGACCUGGAAAGAAAUUUGUCUGAAAUGACAUUUUAAGGGAACUUCUGUCAAACUACCAGAAUCAUUUUUGCAAGGUGUAUUUCACAGCAAAUAAUAAAGCAACAUACCCCGGCCCCCAACUGAUUCUAAUGUUGUGGUUGAUAACAUGUGAAAUAACAUGUAGUACAACAUGCAUAAGAUGACGCAUAAUUCAGUGAAUUACUUAGAAGUUAGUUUAAAAAAAAAAAAGGUUCAUCACAUUGAUGCAAAAUUGUGUAACCAUGAAAAGAUUUCCCACAAUGAGAUAUUGAAAAGGUUUUAAUAAAUUCUGUUCAAGCCGUUUCUAGAAAGUGGCCAUGCCCUGAGGUCAGUGUGUGCCAAGGUUUUGAAAAGUUGGUUUUAAUAAUUUUAUGCUAUUACUUUUUAAAGAGAUGCAAGCGGAGGUUCUGGGUUGAGCAGCGCGUUCUCCCACCAAUUUGCUGUGCUUGUAAAAUUUUCCCUUUAGCAGCACGAAAAACCCAUGCAGACAUUUAGUUAUUUCUAAAACGGCUAACGCAAGUUUAAAACUACAGUUAUGAAGGUACUAUCAUGUCUGCUAAGCAACAGACUGUAGUAUGUACCACGGCAGAUAGCCCAACUAAUUAACCAGCUAUCACUAGUUGGCUGUUCUUGCAAAAAUGGUGAAAUUCUGCACAACAAUCAGUCGGACAUAAAUGUAGUGGGUAUUCAUUCUGUAGUCAAAGUACUAAAUUUAAUAUAUAAUGUUAGACUAAUAUUAAAUAUGUAGUUUUAGCAGCAGUAAAAAACAAUGUCUAUUUUUCAACCAAAGCAAUUAUGUGAUGUUUAUAUAUUUUUAUUUUCAAAUUUACUUAUUGAUUGGAAUUUUUUUAAGUAGUUAUUGUACCAAAAGAAUGUAAUGCGGGCCGAUGCAUAGUAAUAAUUAUAGUCAAUAGUCUCCCUCUUCCCGGUACAAACUAGAAGCAUUUGCAAGGCCUGUUGACACUUUUCUUUUUCACAAUAAACAUGUACCCAACCCCAGACCAUUUUAAGAACCCCAGUAAUAAGGCUUAUACUAAGAAUAAGCAAUAUGAGGAUUUUGCAGGCUGCAGGUUUCGCUGCAGGGGUAUUAACGUGGUUGUGAUUGUAGCACACUGAACGUGCAAAAAGCCCUGAACAUAUUGUACAUUUGUACUUUCUGUUGCAAAGAGCAUGCUAGGGCUGAGUCUUAAACUGUGUGUGCUGUGUUGUGCUGAAGAUCAUUGCCAUUAAUGUUGUAGGAGUCGACUGUGCUUUAAAGUUUUUGUUGUUUUAUUAAAGACUUUUUUUUUGCAUCUUUCUUUUACUGCAUGCUUGUGGACCACAUUGGGUUGUGGUGUAGCAUUCAGCUGGUCCCUGAUGCCUUCUGGCCACUUCAUUUAUUCAGUAUUGUGCCAAAUUCCACCUUAAAUUGUUUGUCAGAUUUUUAAAGUGGAACACGAACUCAGAAUAAAGACACAACUUCUGGGAAAUUAAGGUUUCUCUCUGUGACUUUUAAGGUCACAGAGAGGUUUCUGUGACCUUAAUAGUUUUUUGUUUUUUUUUCCAUCCACUUUGGUACAGAUUUUUUUAUUGCCAGUGUUAAAUACCAGAAGCUGUAUAAAAUGUUGACAUUAGCUUGUGGAUAAGUGGUGGAAGAGUACAUUGUUUAGACACUGAUGAUAAAGUUUUUCCUCUUUCAACCCGUUCUCCAGUAUUUUUUCCUUUCUCUUGAGGCCUACUUUUCAUGUCUUGUUUUGAUUUACUAUGGUGGGAACUUAUGGACCACACUGCCUCUGAAGGAUUGUUCAGCAUUUAAUUUUAGGUUAUACUUCAGUGUGAUAGGAGGUCCUGUUUCACUCCCAGCAGCCUUAGGGUGAUCUUGAUUUUUAUUAUUCAGUGAGUUUUCUUCUUCUUACACUUGAAUGAUAUUUAAAUGGAGGAUUUCUAUGAGUUGAGCUGUUAUCUCCUUUUUUACUGUGUGAAUAAAAUUGUUGAAACAUG